GUAGACUGGCUGACACUGCGCCUCUCCCGAUGGGUAGUGGGAUGAUACGAUUGUCUUUCCUGCUUCUGUUUCACGCGGCCGUCGCGAGACCGCCGAGAUCUAACGACGAAAAUGGGCUCCUCGGACACAGCCUCUACCUCCCAGAAACAGAUAUGAUGACAGAGAUCCCACUGGAGGGUUUAUACAACUCUGACUACAUUCCCGAGAGCUGCAUCAGGGAGAGCAAUAGGGAUACAUCGACUAAGGAAACGAUCUACUUCCGGUCCACUAAGGAGGUAUAUACGACGCUGGCCAGAACAACUGCUGUCGACGAGGAGCUGGCCGCUGACCAGGUCCUGAAGGCAUCCCUGGACGCGGUCGCGGGCGACAUCAGCGCCAAAACCACCGAAUCACUGACAGGUUACAGUAUCGAGAUGACGGCAGAAAGGUUAUCCAGAGGCAUAUCUGCAGACUGUUUAAGUGAUUUUAGUUUUUCAAGUGGUUUCAUGAAUGAUUUUCAGAGUCUUCCUCGGGUUUACAGUAAUAACAACAGAUAUGUUUUCUUUGAGAAGUACUUGCGUUUCUUAAAGACACGCGGAACCCAUUUCAUCAAGUCGGUCACGUUUGGCGCAAGCGUGCGCCAUUACUCAUUUGGAAAGGCCUCACAGAGUUUCUCGCAAAAUGAUUUUAGAAUUAAAUCAUGCAUUAAGCUAGCCGAACUCGCUAAGACCACGGUAGAUGAGCUAGAUAUUAAAGAUUGUCGGGGUGUAACAGCCGAAGAUACCGCGAGGGUGAACAAGAUGGCCAUAAGUAGCAGAGUAGUCAUCAGGGGAGGGACACUAGAUUCUAGAAUCAAUCUUCUUUUUACACCCACGGAUGACAAAAUCAGAACAUUUCUCGACGCUGGAUAUUGGGAGGUGGUACCCAUAUCCUACACAAUGGUAGAAAUUUGGGAACUGCUCAAAAUCAAAUUUUUCGGCACCCCAAACUACGCCAGGGCUAAGAACCUUGAGGAUUAUUUCAAAGGAGUUUUGAUGUUUGAGUGUUCUCAAAUUGUUAUCAAUGGCUAUAUUAUGCAGAGAUACGUUAGAUCUACCUGGAGUUCGGAUGACCGACCCUCAUACGAGUGUCAAUUAAGAAGUCAGGGCUGUAUGGAUGAUGGUGAUUGCCACUAUAGAGUCGUCCCAGCCGAGUGUUCGUGUCACGGACCUAGCUGUAUAGAGCACAAACGAGAGGCGAGGACUGACGGCAGCGUCAAAGUCGUGCCGUACGCUUGGCGUAGUGAAAGGGCAACUCGGUGGGGUUGUAGAGGGGGGAAUCCUUUGCCAACGACUUGUGGCUGUGAGUACCCAGCACAGUUCACCAAGGUGUGGCCAAAAGAGUGAAAAAGGUGUCGCAAGUGGUAUAUAAUCGCAUGUAUCUAUUUUUUAACAGGAGCAUAAGGGAGUUAUUGUAUGUAAGAGACCAAUAAAUCUAUAGCCGACAAAC
This is a messenger RNA of Nematostella vectensis (starlet sea anemone), 1467 nucleotides long. Its product is annotated as DELTA-alicitoxin-Pse2b. NCBI's taxonomy places the organism in Eukaryota, Metazoa, Cnidaria, Anthozoa, Actiniaria, Edwardsiidae. The transcript has a single exon. The record is from RefSeq and is a predicted model, not a curated record. The coding region runs from base 30 to 1364 and encodes 444 amino acids.